Penicillium griseofulvum is the source of this 3222-nucleotide messenger RNA. RefSeq names its product ankyrin repeat domain-containing protein. The transcript is spliced from 5 exons. The coding region runs from base 1 to 3222 and encodes 1073 amino acids. NCBI's taxonomy places the organism in Eukaryota, Fungi, Ascomycota, Eurotiomycetes, Eurotiales, Aspergillaceae. The record is from RefSeq and is a predicted model, not a curated record. Gene Ontology annotation, molecular function: protein binding.
AUGGCUAGUAUAGAGGCGGUUCAAACGGAGACCAUCAAUAGCAAAUUAUACGACUCUCAACAGACUAUCCCUCUGACUAUACAGACACAAAACAUAUCCGGCAGUGCCCGAGUCCACAAUGGUCCCUAUUUUUCGAUCAAGCGGACGUCGACCUAUUCCAGAACCCGAGAUGCACUUGCAUGGCUGAGCUCGCUAUUCUUUGACGAGGUCCACGAUCGCAUUCGUAACCAAGCACAGAUCACACGACAAAACCGUACGGCGCAAGGUGAUGACUAUUAUUCCGGAAAAUGGCUUUUGGACUCGGUCGUCUUUGAUCAAUGGCGGUCAAGGGUUACCAGGGAACUAUGGUAUCUUGGGAUGCCUGGUGCAGGCAAGUCUGUUAUGGCUUCAAUCAUCAUCCAGCAUUUACUUGAUCUGCAGAAAGAUUUCAAGGCCGAGUUCCAAAGCCCAAGGGUUGCUUACUUGUAUCUAAGUUACAAGGAGUCUCAUACGUUGGACCAGCUGCUCGGAAGCAUCAUUAAACAAGUGAUAAUCGAUGAUACACCUCUCCCACAAUCUUUGACCAAGCUUUGGGAGCGUUGCAAUUCUGGCGCCGUGAGGCCAACCUUGAGUUCAUUGAUGGACCUGCUUCAGGAAGUGACAUGCGAUCGCCCUGUCUAUGUUGUGGUUGACGCAUUAGACGAAUAUCGGGUCAAAGAUCGCAAGGAACUGAUGGAUAGGCUCCGGGAUUGCAAGAAUAUUUUUAUCCUCAUCACAUCGCGAGUGCUGCCCGAAUGGGAGGAACUUACUGGUGACUGUACCACAGCCGAGAUCAGGGCAAACCCAAAGGAUAUCGAUCUAUUUCUGGAGCAUGGGUUUCAAGAAAGCCCUCGUUUGCGAAAGUUUGAAGAAAAGAGCCCCGGGCUACUGAAACAGAUCAAGUCGGCUGUGCACGAGGCCUGCAGUGGAAUGUUCCUUCUUGCUAGCCUGCAUAUGCGUUCCAUAAUAUGCCAGCGUACCAUUGAAGGUGUUAAAGACCGGAUCCGGAGCUUGCCUCAGGAUAUCAACGGGAUGUAUAACGACACUCUGGCUAGAAUAAGACAGUUGGAACAGGACGACGUGAAAUUGGCACUGGGCAUCUUGUCAUGGGUGGUAUUCAGCUACCGCCCACUGAAGAUCGAAGAGAUUCAACACAGCAUGGCAGUGGACCUUAGCAGUAAGAGAUUCAAUGAGAAUAAAAUGUUCGGGGAAGAAAGCAUGAGAGAGGUCUGUGAGGGGUUGGUCACAGUUACGGAUGGUGUCAUUUCCCUUGUGCACUACACUGCACAGUCAUUUUUCAAAGAAAAGCGGAAUGAGCUCUUCCCUGGAUUUCAUGCCACGAUUGCCAAGACCUGCAUUACUUAUCUCUCACUAAAGGCUCUGGAGCAGCCGGAUGAUAUCGAAAACCAGCAAUCUUAUGCAGACGACUUGUACGACAUCCCCGAUCCUCGCACGGCUAACGAAAUCCUCGAAUCUGCGAAAUCAACGCGCCAUCGUAGACUCUCAUACAACCAAAAGCGAGCCAAGUUCCCGUUUCUUAUAUAUGCUUCUGAAUUCCUUCCUCGUCAUCUUCGGGACCUGGGAACCGUGUCAGUCCUGGAUGAUAUAUUGUACUCCCUGCAAAGGCUGCUUCAAGACCGACCAAAAAGACUCUUUUUGAUUCGAAUAAUGUCUGAAUACUACCCGCAGCUGGGUCAUGCUUCUCAGCUUCUGGAGCCAUUCCAUCUCGCUGAAGACUUUGUGUUACCAUCGGACGCAGGUACGAUCUCCGCUGGCUUGAUCUCUGCAGGAGGAUCCGAUGACCCUGUACCCUGGGAAGAAGUAUCGCCAGUGCUACCUUCAUCCCCAACUAAUAACCGUGACUCGCAUAUUGAGUCAGGAGACCAGGAACCUCAUUCCACUCUUGUCGAUGAAUCACCAAGUGAAGUCCACCCUGAUGAUGACCUAUCAAGAGGUUUACCGACUGCCACGGUGGAGCGAGAAUUUACUGCAUUGCAUUUGGCUGUGUUCCUAGGCUGGCCUCCCAUAGUUACACAACUCUUGGACAGUUCCAAACAGCGGCUUGCUAUCAACGCUGUAGACAUGGAUGGACGAACACCGCUGAUAAUUGCAGCCGGUGAACGACAUUGGGAUGUGGUUCCGCUUCUACUCGAUAGAGGCGCAUCGGUUGAUCUCCUGUCCAGUGAUGGCCACGCUGUAUUGCUACAGGCAUCACAAAGAGACCGCAAGGAUAUUGUUCAAAGAGUUAUAUUCGAUCUGAUGCACCCUAUGAUAUACGACAUAUCGCACGUCAAACCAAUUGAGCAUAUAAUGGCCAUUGUCAUUGCCUUCAUUCUCGAGGUUUUCUUUCUCGUCGGUGGGUAUUAUCCUACAUAUAAUCAAGUGAGAGCUAUUGAGCAGCGAUGGAUGAAUAGAGUACUCCACCUUUCGACACGCAGAAAGGCGAUUGACUCCCAAUUUGGAGAUCAUCUCCGGCUUCUGACAGCAGCCACGUCGGGAGAUUGUGAGGCUAUUAAAAGACUUGUAUAUGAUGGGAGGGUGCAGUUCCAGUCAGAGACAUCGUGCUUUCAUAACACUGCUGCCUUUCUCGCGGUUGAGUUUGAUCAGAGAGAUGCUGCUGCCGAGAUUCUAGACAGUGGGGCAAAUAUCAACAUGCGAGGUCUGCAAAACUGUACAUUACUCCACCGUGCAGCAUAUCGAAACAGUAUUGGGAUGGUCCAAAUGCUGCUGGAUCGACAUCCCACUAUUGACUUGAAAGAUGAUGAUGGAUUAACUGCUUGGUCCGCCAAUCUAGACGAAGAGCACAACGCGGUGCUCGGGAUCCUCCACCGCGCAGGCGCUGACCCCAACACAAGAAUGGUGUAUGGAGAGAAUAAACUGUACAGCUCUGCUGCCGCGGGGAAUGUGAGGACUGUCAGAUUUCUUCUUAGACAAGGGGUGAAUCCAUCGAUCAAGACAGAUUAUGGUUGGACUCCUUUGCAUUGGGCUGCCGGAAACGGAUUUCCUCUUUGCGUCGAGGAGUUGAGGAGGGCUGGCGCGGAGUUGAAUCCGAUUUCGGAUGUAUCUAAGACUCCACUAGACCUGGCAAUUGAGAGGAACGAGCAAGCAAUUGCCAAAUAUCUCCGUGAUGCCGGCGCCAAGACAGCGAGUGAAGUGUUGGCUGAGACUGGUGGUCGGAAUAAGUCCGAUGUGACACGGCCGUGA